AUGAAGACGUCGAUUCUGUUAGGAGCUGUUGGCCUCGUGGGCUCGGCGGUGGCGUUUCCACAGUACUUGGAACGUCGCCAGGCCUGGGAACCUCAGGAGUGGAUAGCCCCUGGGCCUGGAGACUCUCGCGGACCCUGUCCAGGCUUGAACACUCUGGCCAACCAUGGAUACCUUCCUCGGAAUGGUAAAGAGAUCACUUUGGACAUCCUUAAAGAUGGCAUGCUCGACGGAUUCAACAUCGAGCAUGCCGACGCGGUGAUUCUAUUCUCUCAAGCAAUCAGGACUAGUCCAGACUAUCCUGGGGCGAAAAGUUUUGACCUUGCCGAUCUUGGCCGCCAUGGUAUCUUGGAGCAUGAUAUCAGCCUUAGCCGCUCUGACGAGUAUUUCGCUGACCCGAACCCUUUUAAUGAAACCGUCUGGGCUGAGACAGCUUCAUACUUUACCACACCAAUGAUCACUGUGGAUCAGCUUGCCAAGGCCCGCAUGGCCCGGCUAGCGACGUCAAAGAAGAUAAACCCCGAGCAUGAUCUAUCUCUGCUCGCCGACGGUUUCAGCUGGGGUGAAUGUGCCUCCUUCUUUGAGAUCAUGGCAGAUGGAACUACUGGCACUGUGGACAAGAAGUUUAUCGACUACUGGUUCCGGAAUGAACGCAUGCCAACCGAGAUUGGCUGGCAGCGACGUAACGUCACGAUGCGGUCAUCAGAACGAGUGAAGUACACUCUGAAGCUUAUGAAGUCUGCCGGCGUCUAA
This is a messenger RNA of Aspergillus campestris IBT 28561, 750 nucleotides long. RefSeq names its product peroxidase family protein. The coding region runs from base 1 to 750 and encodes 249 amino acids. NCBI's taxonomy places the organism in Eukaryota, Fungi, Ascomycota, Eurotiomycetes, Eurotiales, Aspergillaceae. The record is from RefSeq and is a predicted model, not a curated record. The transcript is spliced from 4 exons. Gene Ontology annotation, molecular function: peroxidase activity.